UUCAGGAAAGUGAUCAUAGAACUCUACGGAGACACCAAGAGACCCGGACAGGAAACUGGACUCAGGGAAACUUAUCACUCCUUUCUUCUUCUUCUGUUUUAAACCAUCACCUGUACCUGGACCCGGUGAUGGAGCUGAUGGGCCGGCGCCGAGAUGAGCAGCCAGGGGCGCACGAGGAGGUCUGGACGCGGAGGUCUCAGUGAGGCAGGCUGAGGCCUCAUGUGUCGGGCCUCCUGUGUGUCCUGGUCCUCGCAGCGUCAGAUGUCCCAGGUGUGUCUCUUGGCCUUGCUAAUGCUCUGCAGCUGCACGAAGGUCUCCUCUACUAACUCCCUGGAGCUGGUGAAGGAGCAGUGGAGCAGCUACAGGAACCAGUGCUUGGACCACCUCCAGGCCACGCCCCCCGCCACAGGGCUGGUGUGUAACAGGACCUUCGACCAGUACGCCUGCUGGCCCGAUGGACUCCCAGGGACCUCCGUCAACGUGUCCUGCCCCUGGUUCCUGCCCUGGUACAGGAAAGUCCAGCAGGGUCUGGUCUACAGAGUCUGCAGUGGAGACGGCCAGUGGGCCGUCAGGAACACCAGCGAGUGUGAGGACGACCCUGGAGAGCAGCAGUAUGGGCGUAUCCUCAGCCAGCUGCAGGUCAUGUAUACGGUGGGAUACUCUCUCUCUCUGGGAGCUCUGCUGCUGGCUCUGGGGAUCCUCAUCACCUUCAGGAAGCUGCACUGCAUGAGGAACAACAUCCACAUGAACCUGUUCUCCUCCUUCAUCCUGAGAGCCGUCUCCAUCCUGGUGAAGGACGCCCUGCUGACCCUCACCCUGGACCCCCGCGCCGCCGCCCACGCCACCCGGCCGCCAGGCUGGGGCGCCAUCCCGGCGGUGACGUGGUGUCGUGGCGCCAUGGUGAUGAUGCAGUACAGCGUGAUGGCCAACAACUAUUGGCUGCUGGUGGAAGGAAUCUACCUGCACAGCCUGCUGGUCAUCACCGUGUUCAGCGAGAGGAAGUACUUCUACAUCUACCUGGCCAUCGGCUGGGGUGCUCCGCUCAUCUUCGUGCUGCCGUGGAUCACAGUCAAGUCUCUCUAUGAGAAUGAGGAGUGCUGGGAGAGAAACAUUAAUAUGGGAUUCUGGUGGAUCAUCCGCUCUCCCAUUCUGUUCGCUUAUCUGAUUAACUUCUUCAUAUUUAUACGGAUCAUUAAGAUCCUGAUGUCUAAACUCAGAGCUCAUCAGAUGAGAUACACGGACUACAAGUUCAGAUUAGCAAAGUCCACUCUGACGCUGAUUCCUCUGCUGGGGAUCCACGCCAUCCUCUUCACCUUCGUCAUCGACGAGUCCGUCCCUAAAGGCUCCAUGCUGCGCCUCAUCCGCCUCUUCUGUGACCUGCUGUUCAACUCCUUCCAGGGCCUGCUGGUUGCCAUUCUCUACUGCUUCGUCAACAAAGAGGUGCAGUCUGAGAUGCUGAAGAAGUGGAAGCGGUGGAAGUUGGGUAAGGACAUCGAUGAGGAGUACCGCCACACCCACAGCCAGACGCCGCACGUCAAGAGCGGCAGCAUCGCCACCGGCAACCUGCCCUAUCUCCAUGACAACAACGACAGCGAGCCCGGCGGCGACUCGCCUCGCCUCAACAAAGCCGCCGGAGACGCCUCGCGCGGCGCCGCUCCCGAGGAGAACCGCAGGCUGGUGGUGUCCUACAGCAACGGGAGGAGCGCGGCGGCCAAGUGCCGGCUGCAGUUCUCCUUCCUGCCACACCGAGGCGCCGGCCGCCACGCCAGCAGCACGGAGGACGCCAGUCUGGAGGACAAGCUGCAGCGCUGCACGUCCUCUGUGGACGGAGAGACGAACGUCUGAGGACGAGCAGAUCACUGAUGGACAGGAACUAGACACAGAUCAGGAGGUUCUUCUGCUGAUUCAUCUUUACUGGCUUUGGGACCUUGAGCAGAUUUGUUUUAUCAGGAAUGAUAAAAUAAAAGAAAAGGACUCACAUCUUUCCAUCCGUACGCUGUCGUCGUGGUGAUGGCGCCUGCGUUGUGUGCGAUGGACGCUCGUUGUUUUUGUGGUACAAAGACCCUCAAAGUGUCAAGUUUUUUACUGCUUUGGUUUCAUGGAAACAGAAUGUGGACUUCUGCAUGCGACUCGUGACUCGUCUUGCUGCCAUGAAGAGACGAGGAGGCUUUAAUGUUUAACUUAUUCUAGUUCAAAUGACCAAACUAGAGAAUAAUAACAAUACACCACGGAGGUUUUACGUCCAACGGAAAUCAAAUCCACUGUUUAAUGCACAUUCCUUGCUUUGUGUCGAUAUAAAGCCCGCCGGUCUGCUUUUAACAGAUUUUCCUGACUGAAUGUAUAAGGAGAAAUAUGGGUAAAACUCUAUUUAAGUGUAUAUAUGUAAUUAGAAAUGUGCCCACAGCAUUUAUCCAGCCAGGAGACUUGAUUGAGUUCUUGAUUGAUUCUCGUGCAGACUUGACACACUAAGUGACUUGGACGGACAGCAAUCAUGGUUCUGUUUCAGCCGUAAGUCUUCUGUAGGAUGGAGGCAAACACUCAACGUAAAGUGGUAUUCUACACAAUCGGAAAAAAUCCUUUUUAUGUGAUGGAAAGCUUUUUCAUUUCCCAUCAUAAUGAGUGAAUAUGUUUAGUUGAGAAGAGCAGCAGACAGCUGAACAACCUGAUUUUGGUGUUUUUGUUAUUCCUUCGUUCAUGUUUCAUGACUCAGAAAGCAAAAUGUGCCACACAGAACCACUUUUAUCAUUUUAAACUGAGAAAAUGAGCAUAUUAAAGCAAGCACUGGUGUGGUUUCAACAUUUAGAUUCAGUACAGAAAUGGAUUUACUUCACCAAGGGAUUCCUGAUGAACUUUUGGUCGAGGAUGAUAAACACUGUAAAUAUGAAUAAAGUGAAUAUGGGUGUUUUGAAGAGAAAGACGGGUGGGUGGUGGGCUUUGUUGUUCUUCUGUUCUUCUGCUUCAGUCCAGGUGAUUAAAAACAAGGACAAACAUGAUUAAUUAUCUUGAGGAAAGACACAGAACAUGAUUGUACCUGUCCUUUAUUUAAAGUGUCAAAGCAAACAAUGUGAUGAGAGAAAGCAAAAAGUUUCUUUUUAAUAAAGCCAAAUGUUUGUGUCUCAUACGUCUCUGUGGAUCCAAUUAAACUGAAUUCUGUCAGCAUUAAAAGUCUCACUAUAUCUUGUGUCAAUUCAACAUAUGACAGAGAUAUAAGCGUUUCUCCAGUUAUUCAGAGUUGAUUGAUCGUGAGCUGACACACUAUUCACAAAUUUGUGAGUCAAAUAAGUGAAAUAUUUGUACUUAACUGACAUUUUGUGGCAGCAGAAAUAUUCCGUCUCAACAUGCUAAAAAACGAGACACACAAAUGAAAUGAAGUCAUGUGUGCACAUGUCCGUAUAUGAUGUGCAGUUAUUGCACAUUAUGAUUGACUGCAAAGCCAAUCAGUGGACUAACCAUCAAUCAAUGCACGUUUCCAUUGGAGACGACUGCAACAUGAAAUUAUAAUGACUCCACUGUGUGUUGAUACGCAGAGGGUAAUAAGAUGUCAGCAAAUGAAUUAUUUAUUGGUUCCAUGUCUAAUAAUGUGUGUGUGAUGGGAACACCUCCCUCUCCAUGACUGAAUCUACAUAAAACAGAGAACAUGAGAACAUUUACCACUGGAGGCUCUGAAGCGUCUGCAUGGAAACAGAAUCUUUCACUUUGUGUCAAAGA
Messenger RNA from Centropristis striata (black sea bass), 3708 nucleotides. RefSeq names its product glucagon receptor b (gene gcgrb). Gene Ontology annotation, biological process: cell surface receptor signaling pathway; adenylate cyclase-activating G protein-coupled receptor signaling pathway. Bases 220 to 1845 code for a protein of 541 amino acids. Gene Ontology annotation, molecular function: peptide hormone binding; glucagon receptor activity; gastric inhibitory peptide receptor activity. Lineage: Eukaryota; Metazoa; Chordata; Actinopteri; Perciformes; Serranidae. The transcript is spliced from 14 exons. The record is from RefSeq and is a predicted model, not a curated record. Gene Ontology annotation, cellular component: plasma membrane.